UAAGAUCAAACGUGAAACCAACACAGCGAUAAACGCGUGGAAUUUUCUGAAGCAAUGAAACUGUUAAGGUUGUUGAAAUUUACGUUCUAAUUUUCAACAGACAAUAAUCGAUUAAUGUUCUUCACCAGAAGGUCGCAGCACUGAUCCUUUCUCCGGUGUCUCCGGAAAACCGGAAGCGUGUCCAAUCCAAGAGAGGGAGAAGGGGAGAAUGAAACUUGUGAGAUAGGCAAGUCUGUGGACCAGAGUCGUAGCCAGGGUAUUUUGAGACACGGCUUUCACGGCAGAGAGACUGGAACGGGAUUGGGAAUGGUUCUGCGAUCGCCAGCAUCACUCAUUUUAAACCAAAGUUAGUGCAAAAAUGAAUUAGGUGUGGAAUAGAAUGCAUCGCCCAACAAAUCCAAACCUCUGAUCCAUCGCAGCCGUAUUGCUUUAAAGUCUGUUUUUUUAUUUUGUCCGUCGUUUAUUUGAUUGGUUAAGGACUCGUCCGUGAAAGCAGUGCGGGAUUCCUGGUUUGUUCCGAUUCUUCGACAGGAACGCGCCCAGCUUUGUCGUUACCCUUUCAUUCUUUCCCUGUCUUGUAUUUCGCUGCUUAAGGACUUGCUCUAAAGUAGUUUACUACAAUCAUCAUGGAGCUAUCGUCGGCGGAACGUGGACAGCGGCGGGAGAUCUACAUGCAAUCCACGGCCCCUAACAACACUCCGCGACGGUGGCUGUUGUCUAGUAGGGCAGUUACUGUUCUCGCUGUUGGCAUGCUCUUUGUGAAAGUUGUCUGCGCGCAAGCGGGCUCCUUGGACUUCACCACGGAGCCCAGUUCCCAGGAUGCACAGCACGGGCGCAGCGCCAUGCUGAGCUGUGAGGUCAGCGACCCGGCGGGCGUGGCCUACAGCUGGCUGUACGACGGCGCGCCGGUGACGGACUCCGAGCGCCGCUUCCAGGAGGGCAGCAACCUCAAGUUCACCGCCGUGGACCACCGGCUGGACGGCGGGAACUUCCAGUGCGUGGCGGUCGACACCGCCACCGGGGAGGAGAAGCGGUCGAGCAACGCGUCCUUCAACAUCAAGUGGCUGGAGAGUGGCGGGGUGACGCUCAAAGACCCCGCCUCCGAGGCGGAGAUUGAGAGCUCUGCACCAGUCACGUUGCGGUGUCACAUUGAUGGACAUCCACGGCCCAACUGCCAGUGGUUCAAGGACGGCGUUCGGCUGUCGGAGAGGAGUCACAUGAUCAGCGGCAAGGAGCGCACGCUCACGCUGAAGAACCCCAGCCCCGAGGAGAACGGCCUGUACCACUGCUGCGGCAAAAACACCGUCGGACAAGUGUGCAGCAACCGCAACUUCACCCUCAACAUCAUAGAUAAGAGCUUCCCCCGGCCGGUGGUCUCACCUGUGGACCAGGUGGUCAUGCGGAACGAGGAGGCCGUCUUCCACUGCCAGUUCGCCGCCGAGCCGCCGCCCACGGUCGAGUGGUACCACGGCAACGACCCCGAGCCCCUCACCAACAAGACCCGGCUCUUCGUGCUCAGUAACGGGACCCUGCAGAUCACCCAGGUGAAGGUGCGCACCACCGGCGUGUACAAAUGCGUGGCCCGCGGGCCCCGGGGCCCCCCCGUCACCCUGGAGGCCAACCUUCGCCUGGCGGAGAUUGAGGAUAUGGGGCCUCUGAUGGUGCAGGUCUUCACGGUGGACACCCUACAGCGAGUGCGCUGCAAACCUCCGCAUGGUCACCCCAAACCGGAGGUGUGGUGGGAGAGGGGCGGGGUCCGCCUACCCCAGGAGGGCCGGGUGUACCAGGACGACCUGAGCCUGGUGUUCAGCCCCACGGAGGGGGCCGAUUCGGGGUCCUACACCUGCGUGGCCCAGAACCGGGCGGGGACCAGGAGGCAGGAGCUGGCCGUCACUGUGGCCACUGCUCCGGAAUGGGUGACCAAACCGGAAGACAGCCAGCUGGAGGAGGGGCGUCCCGGCUACCUGCACUGCCUCACCAGCGCCACCCCUGACCCGGAGGUCUCUUGGUACCGCAACAGCAUAGCCAUUACUGAGGACAGUCGCUAUAAACUGUACCCCAACGGGACGCUGCGCAUUAACAGUGUUGAGGUGUACGACGCGCACCUGUACAGCUGCAUGAGCAGGACCCAGGGAGGAACGCUGAACGCUAACGCGCGAGUCCACGUGCUCGAGAAGCUGAAGUUCACGCCGACCCCCCAGGCCGUGCAGUGCCUGGAGCUGGAUAAAGCCGGCAGUGUGCAGUGCUCAGCCAAGGGCCGGGAGGCCCCCACCGUCCAGUGGACCAAAACAGACGGCAGCGGGAUCCCGCCGCGCGUCGAGCAGAAGGCCGGGCUGCUGCGCUUCCCCAAGGUGACACGCCGCGACUCCGGGAACUACACCUGCGUCGCCUCGAACAGCCUGCAGGGGGAGAUACGCGCCAUGGUGAUCCUGAACGUAGCGGUGUACGUUAAGUUCAAGAUGGAGCCAGACAACACCACGGUGUACCAAGGCCACACGGCCAUUCUUCACUGCCAGGCCACUGGAGACCCAGAGCCCUACAUCCAGUGGAGGAUUAAGGACAAGUUCCUGGACCCCAGCCAGAGCAGGUUCCAGAAGAUGGCGAAUGGUUCGUUGGUGAUCCGCACCGUCAGCACGGAGGACACCGGGAAGUACACGUGCAUCGCCGGGAACAGCUGCGACAUCAGGUCCACCUUCGCGGAGCUCUACGUCGUGGAGAAGCCGGUGCAGCACUCGAUGGAGGACGAAGACAAGGCUCCGUACAAGAUGAUCCAGACCAUCGGGCUGUCCGUGGGCGCGGCCGUGGCCUACAUCAUCGUGGUGCUGGCGCUCAUGUUCUACUGCAAGAAAAGACGCAACGCCAAGCGGCUGCAGAAGAACACCGAGGGGGAGGAGCCUGAGAUGGAGUGCCUCAACGGGGGAGCAGUUCAGCAGAACGGCCAGACCACGGCAGAGAUCCAGGAAGAGGUGGCUCUGACUAACCUGACUGCCACGGCGACCAGCAACAAGCGCCACAGCAGCAAUGACAAGCUGCACUUCCCCCGUGCCAACCUGCACACUAUUACUACUCUGGGUAAGGGCGAGUUUGGGGAGGUGCUCCUGGCGAAGGCGCAGGGCAUCGAGGAGGGCGAGGAGGAGACGGUGGUGCUGGUGAAGAGCCUGCAGACGCGCGACGAGCAGCUGCAGCUGGACUUCCGCCGCGAGUUUGAGAUGUUCGGCAAGCUCAGCCACGCCCACGUGGUGCGGCUGCUGGGCCUGUGCCGCGAGGCCGAGCCCCACUACAUGAUCCUGGAAUACGUGGACCUGGGGGAUCUGAAACAGUUCCUGAGAAUCUCCAAAAACAAAGACGACAAAGUCAAACCUCAGCACCUCAGUACCAAGCACAAGUUGUCCAUCUGCGCCCAGGUGGCUCAGGGCAUGGAGCACCUGUCCAACCACCGCUUCGUCCACAAGGACCUGGCGGCGCGAAACUGCCUGAUCAGCGCCCAGCGCCACGUCAAAGUGUCCGCCCUCAGCCUGAGCAAGGACGUCUACAACAGCGAGUACUAUCACUACCGCCAGUCCUGGAUCCCGCUGCGCUGGCUCCCCGCCGAGUCGGUCUUCGAGGACGACUUCUCCACCAAGACGGACGUGUGGUCCUUCGGGGUCCUGAUGUGGGAGGUGUUCAGCCAGGGGGAGCUGCCCUACACCAAGAUGAGCGACGACGAGGUCCUGGAAGGUCUGCAGGCUGGGAAGAUGAAGCUGCCGGCUCCAGAGGGGUGCCCCUCGAAGGUGUACAAGCUGAUGGGACGCUGCUGGGCCCCCAGCCUGAAGGAGCGCCCCUCUUUCAGCGAGAUGGUCAACGUCCUGGGCGAGGUCCCCACCGACAGCAAAGUCUGAGAGGGGCUCCUGCUCCACCCCCACUGCACCCACCCCCUCCCCCUCGCCUGCGUGUGUGUGAGAGUGUGUGAGAGUUUGAGUGUGUGUGUGUGUGUGUGUGUGUAUAUGAGUGUGUGUGAGUGUGAAUGUGUGUGUGCAUGUGUGUGUGUGUGUAUGUGUGUGAGUGUGUGUUUUUAUGUGUGUGUGUGUGUGUGUGUCCAUCCCUCACCCUUUCGCACUCACAGACUUAAGACUGAGAAUGAAGAUUCUGUGGAGUCUUAUCUUACGACAGUUUCAAAAUGCGGUAGAGGCGGGGAGGGGAGAAGAGAAGAGAAGAGAGGACUGUUUGUUUUUCUCUGUUGUGGAGACGUUUGUUUUUAUUGGUUUUACGUUAUUAUUCAAACCGCCCAAUUGGGCUCUGAGGACGUUUUGACCGGGGCCCGGUUUUGGGUUGGGCGAUGGCACGGGGCAGUUUGUGCAUUCCCGCACAGGACUCUGGGAAACUGCCCCCACCUCCCCUCCAUCUGCAGGAUACAGUACUGAGCUUCCCCUUGUCGCCCUCCACCAGGACAGCAGAACCACAGCAAGGCAUUGUCCUCGGCAGCCAGGAGGGGGCGCUGGCAGGACCAAGCAUCUGUCCUUGCAAAUUCUGCCUCUGGACUGGAGAUCUGUGUGUCAUAUUGUCAGGUGUGUGUGUGUGUGUGCGGAGAAACCUCAGGUGUCCGCUGCAAACUGUACGAGUCAGUGUUUGUUACCAUAUCAGCAAGUGUGUGUCGGUGUAGUCGAGCGUAUUUCAGGGAAGGAAAGAAAGAUGUUUUCUGUCUUUUCAGCCCGAGAGGAGAUGUUACAAAAACUGUAAUGCUUGUGUGUGUGUGUGUGUGUGUGUGUGUGUGUGUGUGUGUGUGUUAGUUAGUGUGUUUGUACAUGUGAACAAAAGCGUGUGCAUGCGUGUGUGCGUGUGGCUGUCAUGAUUUUCAUGUGUGAGUGUGCGUGCGUGCGUGUGUGUGUGUGUUUGUACAUGUGAACAAAAGCGUGUGCAUGCGUGUGUGCGUGUGGCUGUCAUUGUUUUCAUGUGUGAGUGUGCGUGCAUGCGUGCGUGUGUGUGUUUAGCAGUGUGUUUGUGUUUUCCCUUGUUUAAGCCCAUGUUGUUACAGUGGACUCUUACUGUUGCUAGGAAACACUGCAAUAUUUUUUGCAGGACACACGGAGCCUAUCUUUUUUCUUUUUAAAAAAAAAAAAAAAGCCUUUCUUUAGCUAGCUGAGGUAAACCUGUAUUCAGCGUGCCAUCAACCAAGCACCUGUCGUUAUGUCACCGCAAGGCUUGCUCUGCUAGCGUCGCUAACCGAGCUGGACCAAUCAGAACGAGCAACGCCUCAAGCGGUGAUUUCUGUAUAUAAUGUAGACACCAUGCACUAACCACACGUACAGUUCAAUUUUGUAUUCUAGAAGGAUUUUCAGGAACCAGUUUUAUUACGAAGGUCCUGUUUUUUUAUUGUUUUUGUUUUUUUUGUUUUCAGAACGGUACAGUUCAUUUGUUAUUUUUUAUGCAGUUUUAUGUACUUGGCAUUUUGUAAUAAACACGGCAUUUUAUAAUAACAUUAAUGAAAUGGGAUGGGAGGGUAUAUCUGGUCUGACUAAACUACACUACACAGAUUCAAGUGCCUGGUAAAUGAAGGAUUUCUUUUUUCAGAUUUGACAUGUCUUAUGAAAUGCAAAUGCCUUGUUUUUACUCGUUUUUGUUUUUUUAAAAUAUUUUUUAUACAUUUAAUUGUUUUUAUUAUUAUUAUUAUUAUUAUGUUUUUAUUCUUGGAUAUAAAUGUGCAAAAAUACACUCUUAGCAGUUCUACUUUAUCUCAAUGCUAGGCACCUACACCUAGACGUUUUUAAGUCUGCUUUUGCAAUACUGGGGCAAUGACUAUACAUGCUGCUCUCAAUAAAGUUUCACAUUUUGUAAA
Molecule: messenger RNA, 5812 nt
Organism: Anguilla rostrata (American eel)
Lineage: Eukaryota; Metazoa; Chordata; Actinopteri; Anguilliformes; Anguillidae
Product: inactive tyrosine-protein kinase 7-like
Exons: 20
Coding region: 627-3878 (1083 amino acids)
Biological process (GO): synapse organization; protein phosphorylation; homophilic cell-cell adhesion
Cellular component (GO): axon; neuronal cell body; plasma membrane
Molecular function (GO): protein kinase activity; axon guidance receptor activity; ATP binding
Source: RefSeq, a predicted model, not a curated record